Molecule: messenger RNA, 534 nt
Organism: Parnassius apollo (apollo)
Lineage: Eukaryota; Metazoa; Arthropoda; Insecta; Lepidoptera; Papilionidae
Source: the annotation of a GenBank genome assembly
AUGCAUUGCUUUUUUGCAGAGCUGGAGCCAUCUCUAUCCGUCACUGAGCAAAACCUGGCAGACCGAGUUAGGUACAUCCUGCGCUCCAACAUAUUUGGUGACGCCGAACUCGAGCGACUACGACGUGAGGCUAUUCCUUCAUCGAAUGGAAAUGCUACGGCUGGGAAUGCGGCGCCACUAGAUGCGCAACAAACUGCAUAUGUGGAUGCUGCCGUCAACAUUCCAUUUGUGGCUAAUUCAGACGAUGAUGGAAUAGUCUCCCACGAACUAGAGAAAAUGAGGAGCAUAUUGGAAGAGUCGAUGCUGGAAACGCGCAGCAUGCCUCUCGAAAAUCGACCGCGAAUUCCCCGCAUACCCCUUAGCAAGCGAAAUCGGGCUGUCGUGCGGGCUCUUAACCCAAUGCUGGUGACCUAUUUGGAAGCCAGCCGGGACCUUUGCGAGACGGAUUCAAUUCUUUUUUGGCGCCGCACUGGCAGUAUGCCGUAUUAUUGGCGCCAAACUUCCCGUGGCUGGACGUGCUACUCAAAAAAGUAG